UAGUUCUGCCCGGCCGUUCGGAGGUAUGCGAUGCGGGCUCUGAGGCUGAAUGGUCGCAGAAAUAAUGCCCAAGUGCACAGCCACGAGGAGGGCAGCCCAAUGGAUCCCAUGGUGAUGAAGAGACCUCAGUUGUAUGGGAUGGGCAGUAACCCUCAUUCACAGCCUCAGCAGAGCAGCCCUUACCCUGGAGGUUCCUACGGCCCCCCAGGCCCACAGCGGUAUCCUAUCGGCAUCCAAGGUCGGACCCCAGGGGCCAUGGGAGGAAUGCAGUACCCACAGCAGCAGAUGCCACCUCAGUAUGGACAGCAAGGUGUGAGCGGUUACUGCCAGCAGGGCCAGCAGCCUUAUUACAACCAGCAGCCACAGCCUCCGCACCUCGCUCCGCAGGCGCAGUACCUGCCGUCGCAGCCCCAGCAGAGGUACCAGCCGCAGCAGGACAUGUCUCAGGAAGGCUAUGGAACUAGGUCUCAACCUCCUCUGGCUCCUGGGAAACCGAAUCACGAAGACUUGAACUUGAUACAACAAGAAAGACCAUCAAGUUUACCAGACCUGUCUGGCUCCAUUGAUGACCUCCCCACAGGAACAGAAGCAACCUUGAGCUCUGCAGUCAGUGCCUCCGGGUCCACAAGCAGCCAAGGGGAUCAGAGCAACCCGGCCCAGUCACCUUUCUCUCCUCACGCAUCCCCUCAUCUCUCCAGCAUCCCGGGGGGCCCAUCACCUUCUCCCGUUGGCUCUCCUGUAGGAAGCAACCAGUCACGAUCAGGCCCAAUUUCUCCUGCAAGUAUUCCAGGCAGUCAGAUGCCCCCUCAGCCACCCGGGAGCCAGGCAGAGUCGAGUUCCCAUCCUGCCCUGAGCCAGUCACCAAUGCCACAGGAGAGAGGUUUUAUGGCAGGCACACAAAGAAACCCUCAGAUGUCUCAGUAUGGACCUCAGCAGACAGGCCCCUCCAUGUCGCCUCACCCCUCUCCUGGAGGCCAGAUGCACCCUGGAAUCGGCAGCUUCCAGCAGAGCAACUCAAGUGGGACGUAUGGUCCGCAGAUGAGCCAGUAUGGACCACAAGGUAACUACUCCAGACCCCCGACAUAUAGUGGGGUGCCCAGUGCAAGCUACAGCGGCCCAGGGCCUGGCGUGGGCAUCAAUGCCAACAACCAGAUGCAUGGAGCAGGGCCAGGCCAGCCAUGUGGUGCUAUGCCCCUGGGACGAAUGCCAUCAGCUGGGAUGCAGAACAGACCGUUUCCUGGAAAUAUGAGCAGCAUGACCCCCAGCUCUCCUGGCAUGUCUCAGCAGGGAGGGCCAGGAAUGGGGCCACCAAUGCCGACCGUGAACCGUAAGGCACAGGAGGCGGCCGCCGCAGUGAUGCAGGCCGCUGCAAACUCGGCGCAAAGCAGGCAAGGCAGCUUCCCGGGCAUGAACCAGAGCGGGCUCAUGGCUUCCAGCUCUCCCUACAGCCAGCCCAUGAACAACAGCUCGGGGCUGGUGAACACCCAGACGCCGGCCUACAGCAUGCCGCCCAACAUGGUGAACAGCUCCGCAGCAUCUGUGGGUCUUGCAGAUAUGAUGUCUCCUGGUGAACCCAAGCUGCCCCUGCCUCUGAAAGCAGACGGCAAGGAAGAAGGCGCGCCGCCCGAGAGCAAGGCGAAGGAUAGCUACAGCUCUCAGGGUAUUUCUCAGCCCCCAACCCCCGGCAACCUGCCAGUCCCUUCCCCAAUGUCCCCCAGCUCUGCUAGCAUCUCCUCAUUUCAUGGAGAUGAGAGCGAUAGCAUUAGCAGCCCAGGCUGGCCAAAGACUCCAUCAAGCCCUAAGUCCAGCUCCUCCACCACCACUGGGGAGAAGAUCACAAAGGUGUAUGAGCUGGGCAACGAGCCCGAGAGGAAGGUCUGGGUCGACCGCUACCUGACCUUCAUGGAGGAGAGAGGCUCCCCUGUCUCCAGUCUGCCUGCCGUGGGCAAGAAGCCCCUGGACCUGUUCCGGCUCUAUGUCUGCGUCAAAGAGAUCGGCGGUUUGGCCCAGGUUAAUAAAAACAAGAAGUGGCGUGAGCUGGCAACCAACCUAAAUGUUGGCACGUCAAGCAGCGCAGCGAGCUCCCUGAAAAAGCAGUAUAUCCAGUACCUGUUUGCCUUCGAGUGUAAGAUCGAGCGCGGGGAGGAGCCGCCGCCCGAAGUCUUCAGCACCGGGGAGACCAAGAAGCAGCCCAAGCUGCAGCCGCCAUCUCCUGCUAAUUCAGGAUCCUUGCAAGGUCCACAGACCCCCCAGUCAACUGGCAGUAAUUCGAUGGCAGAGGUUCCAGGUGACCUGAAGCCACCUACUCCAGCCUCCACCCCUCACGGACAGAUGACCCCAAUGCAAGGUGGAAGAAGCGGCACAGUCAGUGUGCACGACCCGUUCUCGGACGCUGGCGACGCAUCGUUCCCCAAACGGAACUCCAUGACUCCCAGCGCCCCAUACCAGCAGGGCAUGAGCAUGCCCGACGUGAUGGGCAGGGUGCCCUACGAGCCCAACAAGGACCCCUUCGGCGGAAUGAGAAAAGUGCCUGGAGGCAGCGAGCCCUUCCUGUCACAGGGGCCGAUGCCCGCGAGCAGCAUGCAGGACAUGUACAACCAGAGCCCGUCCGGAGCCAUGUCCGGCCUGGGCCUGGGGCAGCGGCAGCAGUUCCCAUACGGAGCCACCUACGAGCGGAGGCAUGAACCCUACGGCCAGCAGUACCCAGGCCAAGGCCCGCCCUCGGGACAGCCGCCCUACGGAGGACACCAGCCCGGCCUGUACCCGCAGCAGCCGAACUACAAGCGGCACAUGGACGGCAUGUACGGGCCCCCGGCGAAGCGCCACGAGGGCGACGUGUACAACAUGCAGUACGGCGGCCAGCAGCCCGACGUGUACAACCAGUACGGCGGCGCGUACGCGGGCGCGGAGCGCAGGCUGCAGGGCCAGUUCCCCUACGCCUACGGCCGCGACUCUGAUGCAUCAGGCUCUCUUAGGGGUAAAAGAAAAGGGUGGAGAUGUGCUGACCCACUGCCACCUGGAGAAGCACGUGAGCUCCUGUUUAACCAGCAAAGCAGAGACCUUGACGGUCACCGUUUCUUACUGAGCUAUCGCCUCUUCUCAGAUCUGGAAGUGACCGUGCUUAACAACCCCUCAGAACAUUUACUUGAAACCAGUCCUCACACUCCACGUCUUUUCUCUUACUGUUACUUUCUGUUCACAUGCAUGGAGUUAAUAUUAACUACAUCCUGUUCCUUCCCGUUGCCAGUUACUCCCGAGGCAUGGCGCGUGAUGAUGUCCCUGAAGUCAGGUCUCUUGGCUGAAAGUACUUGGGCUUUGGACACUAUUAAUAUUCUCCUGUAUGAUGACAGCACUGUUGCUACGUUCAAUCUCUCCCAGCUGUCGGGGUUCCUCGAACUGUUAGUCGAGUACUUUAGGAAAUGCCUGAUUGACAUUUUUGGAAUUCUCACGGAGUACGAGGUGGGCGACCCGGGCCAGAAGGCCCUGGAUCACAGCGCCGAGCGCAGGGACGGCCAGGCCUGGGCCGAGGAGCCGGCGCAGGAGGAGGAGGCGGCCGAGUGCUCGGGCGACGAGGCGGAGGAGGACGCGGAGGACGCGCCCGGGGCGGGGCCCGGGGCCGAGGCGCCCCCGAAGGAGCAGCCCCGGCAGGCCAGCAAGUUCGACAGGCUGCCCAUCAAGAUCGUCAGGAAGAACAACCUGUUCGUCGUGGACCGGUCGGACCGCCCGUUCGGCAUCCGCCAGGCGCAGGGCCGGCGCCACAUCCGGCUGCUGGAGGACGAGCCGCGCAGCCGCGACGAGGCGCCGCUGUGCACCGUGGCGCACUGGCAGGACGCCCUGGCGCGCCGCUGCAUCUGCGUCUCCAACAUCGUGCGCAGCCUGUCCUUCGUGCCCGGCAACGACGCCGAGAUGUCCAAGCACCCGGGCCUGGUGCUGAUCCUGGGGAAGCUGAUCCUGCUCCACCACGAGCACCCCGAGCGGAAGCGGGCGCCGCAGACCUACGAGAAGGAGGACGGCGAGGACAAGGGGGUGGCCUGCAGCAAGGACGAGUGGUGGUGGGACUGCCUCGAGGUCCUGCGGGACAACACGCUCGUCACGCUGGCCAACAUCUCCGGGCAGCUGGACUUGUCCGCCUACACGGAGAGCAUCUGCCUGCCCAUCCUGGACGGGCUGCUGCACUGGAUGGUGUGCCCGUCGGCCGAGGCGCAGGACCCCUUCCCCACGGUGGGCCCCAACUCCGUGCUGUCGCCGCAGAGGCUCGUGCUGGAGACCCUCUGCAAGCUCAGCAUCCAGGACAGCAACGUGGACCUCAUCCUGGCCACGCCGCCCUUCAGCCGGCAGGAGAAGUUCUACGCCACGUUGGUCAGGUACGUUGGGGACCGCAAGAACCCGGUCUGCCGAGAAAUGUCCAUGGCGCUCUUGUCGAACCUUGCCCAAGGGGACACGCUGGCGGCGCGGGCGAUAGCGGUGCAGAAGGGCAGCAUCGGGAACUUGAUCAGCUUCCUGGAGGACGGGGUCACGAUGGCCCAGUACCAGCAGAGCCAGCACAACCUCAUGCACAUGCAGCCGCCGCCGCUCGAGCCGCCCAGCGUGGACAUGAUGUGCCGGGCGGCCAAGGCGCUGCUGGCCAUGGCGCGGGUGGACGAGAACCGCUCCGAGUUCCUCCUGCACGAGGGCCGGCUGCUGGACAUCUCCAUCUCGGCCGUGCUGAACUCGCUGGUGGCCUCCGUCGUCUGUGACGUUCUGUUCCAGAUCGGGCAGUUAUGACCCCCGUGAG
Miniopterus natalensis is the source of this 4774-nucleotide messenger RNA. The record is from RefSeq and is a predicted model, not a curated record. Lineage: Eukaryota; Metazoa; Chordata; Mammalia; Chiroptera; Miniopteridae.